Spinacia oleracea (spinach) is the source of this 2148-nucleotide messenger RNA. RefSeq lists its product as uncharacterized. The coding region runs from base 1 to 2148 and encodes 715 amino acids. The record is from RefSeq and is a predicted model, not a curated record. The transcript has a single exon. Lineage: Eukaryota; Viridiplantae; Streptophyta; Magnoliopsida; Caryophyllales; Amaranthaceae.
AUGACUCCUAGUAAGGAUUGGAUGGCGAUCGAAGAUUACGUUAAUGACCCAUCAUUUGAAGUGGGAGUUAAUAGUUUUUUAGACUAUGCAUUUCAAAAGUUGGGAACCGAUAAUAUUCGUUGUCCUUGUUGCGUAUGUGUGAAUGGUGAGUUUGGGGACCGAGAAAAAGUGAGACAACAUCUUCUAGUUUAUGGAGUAGUCAAAAGGUACACCUUUUGGUUUCAUCACGGGGAAAGGUUGGAGCAAGAGCCUCAACUUGUGUGUGAUGGGGAUAAUGAUGGGGAUGAUGAUGGGGAUGAUAAUAUCGUGGAAGAAAAUGGAAACGAGUUAGAUGAAAUGCUUGGUAUUAUUCGGGAUUUAUAUCCCGAGUGCAAUAAUGUUGGUUCUUCCUUGAAUGAUAGUAAUCUUGAGGAACCAAAUGCAGAUGCCAAAAGGUUUUAUAACUUGUUGAAGGAUUCUCAAGAUCCGGUUUAUGAAGGUUGCAAGAGUUCUAGAAUGUCUGCCCUCUUAAAACUUCUUCAUAUUAAGACUUUGGGUCGUUGGACCAACGAAUCAUUUAACAUGCUCUUAGAUUUCUUAAAGGAGGAUCUUCUUCCCAAGGGAUCAAAUUUGCCAAAGUCUUAUAAUAAGUCUAAGAAGGUAAUGAAAGACCUUGGUUUGUCAUAUCAAAAAAUUGAUGCAUGUGUCAAUGAUUGCAUGCUUUAUUGGAAGGAGAAUGAGAAGUUGAAUGCCUGUGACAUAUGUGGUGCAUCAAGAUGGAAGAGUAACAAACACAAUGGGGAAGAGAAGUGUAAAUCGAAUGGUAAGAGAAUACCUCAUAAGACACUACGAUACUUUCCAUUAAAACCGAGGUUGCAAAGACUAUUUAUGUGCUCCAAGACUGCUUCUUUGAUGACAUGGCAUCAUGGGAAAAAGAAGAAAGAUGGUACAAUGAGACAUCCAGUUGACGGAACGGCUUGGGAGUCAUUUGACACAGAGCAUCCUAAUUUUGCAUCAGACCCUCGAAAUGUCAGGCUCGGGCUUGCUAGUGAUGGUUUUCAACCCUUUGCAAAUUCAAACACAUCAUAUAGUAUAUGGCCUGUUAUCCUUAUUCCGUAUAAUGUGCCUCCUGAACUUUGUAUGAAGCAGUCUAAUAUGAUUUUGUCAAUGCUUAUUUCGGGUCCUAAAGGUCCUGGUGAUGCAAUUGACGUAUAUUUGCAGCCUCUAAUUGAGGAAUUGAAAGAUCUGUGGGAAGUUGGUGUGCAGACCUUUGAUGCAGCAACGCAACGUCAUUUUCAGCUACGUGCAGCUUUAAUGUGGACCAUUAAUGAUUUUCCAGCCUAUGCGAUGUUAUCUGGUUGGAGCACUAAGGGGUAUCUAGCAUGCCCUUGUUGUCUUAGGGAUACUCGGUCAAUGAGGCUACCUCACGGAGGUAAGGAAUGCUAUGUGCGUCAUCGCUGCUAUUUGCCAAUGAAUCAUAGAUGGAGAAAGGAUAAGAAAUCAUUUGAUGGAACAGUCGAGCGUGAAGGACCUCCACAACCUUCUUCAAUAGAUGAUAUUCUUAAUGAACUUAAGGAUCUCGAGAACAUUAUAUUGUCUAAGGAUCCAAGUGUGAAGAAAAAAAUAUCUCAUGAAGUUAGGGGGGACAAUUGGAAUAAGAAAAGUAUUUUCUUUGAACUUCCAUACUGGAAGACUAAUCUCUUACGACACAAUUUAGACGUGAUGCACAUUGAGAAGAAAAUAUGUGAUAGUGUUCUUGGGACAAUAAUGAAUAUUCAAGGGAAGACAAAAGACACAUUAAAAUCACGUCAUGACUUGAAAGAUUUGGGGGUGCGGCCUACAUUGCACCCUAUCAAAGUAGGGGACAAAUGGAAUAUGCCUCCGGCUCCAUAUACUUUUUCCUCCUCCGAAAAACAAACAUUCUGUAACUUUUUGAAAGAGCUAAAAGUCCCUGAUGGUUUUUCAUCAAAUAUAUCUUAUUGUGUAAACUCGAAGGAAGCUAAGAUUUCGGGUUUGAAGAGCCACGAUUGUCAUGUAAUACUUGAGCAUCUUCUUCCUUUAGCAAUACAUGGUCUUCUCACUCUACUUGUACGUGAAGCAUUAAUUGAGUUGUCAUUGUUCUUUACUUUAUUAUGUGCGAAAGUACUUAAUGUGGAUGAUUUGAAGUAA